AUGCAUGUUCUGGUCAUCGGAGGCAGUGGUCGCACCGGAAAGCUCGUCAUUGAUGACCUACUUCAAAAAGAGCACCAUGUCAUUGCUCUCGUCCGGAACCCUGGAGCGAUGGAAGCACGAAACGGCUUGAAUAUCGUCGAAGGAACCCCCACAAAUCUAUCCGAUAUCCGAGAAGCCUUUCAUUCCCACACCCCAGACGUGGUGAUCGUGACCCUCAGCGCUCCCCGGGCCAGUGACAGCCCAUUUGCCGCACCCAUUUCCCCACCACGGUUGAUGGCCGACUGCAACGCCAACGUGGUAGCCGUGAUGAAGGAAUUUGGGGUGAAAAAGGUCGUUAUUUUACAAGCGCUCGGGGUUGGUGCUUCAUGGCCGAACAUGUCGUGCGUGCUCCGUCUCUUGAUGAGCAAGUCCAAUAUGAGCUAUCAGUAUGAUGAUCACAAUCACACGGACAAGGAGGUCCGGGGCAGUGGUGUCACCUAUGUCAUGGUACGCCCUGCUCGGUUGGUGGAGACUGAUGUGACGGCGGUGCGAGAAUGGCCCCACGAUGGUAAGGGAAUUCCCCUGAUGGCCACUGCUAGCCGGAAGAGCGUGGCUGGUUUUUUGGUGGAUGCGGCGACCGAAAAGUCUUGGGAUAAUAGUGCGCCUGUUAUUUCGAACUGA
Molecule: messenger RNA, 660 nt
Organism: Penicillium cinerascens
Lineage: Eukaryota; Fungi; Ascomycota; Eurotiomycetes; Eurotiales; Aspergillaceae
Exons: 3
Coding region: 1-660 (219 amino acids)
Source: RefSeq, a predicted model, not a curated record